AUGAAAGCCUUUGUUACUGUCGGUUCUACCAGAUUUGAUGAACUUGUUUCUGGUGUUUUACACGUCAAUGUACAAUACCAGCUGUUACAACAUGGAAUCACUCAACUGAUUGUUCAGUUUGGAAAUGGAAGAGAGGCUUUUGGGACUCCAAGCCCUAUCGAAGGAAUCUCUAUAUCUGGAUUUGACUAUGCACCUGAAAUUGGAACAUAUAUUGAGUCGUCUUCUAUUGUUAUUUCGCAUGCCGGCGCAGGUAGUAUCCUGCAAUCCUUGCGUGCCCAGAAACCUCUCAUUGUCGUCCCAAAUGAAUCUCUAAUGGACAACCAUCAGCUUGAGCUUUCAAACAAGCUGGCGUCGUUACAAUAUCUGAUAACUUGUUCUUACAAAGACCUUGCUCAAGGUGUUGAGGCUCUAUUCAAUACAAAGUUAAAGCCAUUUCCUAAUCCUGAAUAUUCUGCUUUUCAGAAGGUUUUAAGCGAUGUACUGACUAAAUAA
Messenger RNA from Schizosaccharomyces cryophilus OY26, 492 nucleotides. RefSeq names its product N-acetylglucosaminyldiphosphodolichol N- acetylglucosaminyltransferase Alg13. The transcript has a single exon. Gene Ontology annotation, molecular function: hexosyltransferase activity. The record is from RefSeq and is a predicted model, not a curated record. Gene Ontology annotation, cellular component: UDP-N-acetylglucosamine transferase complex; extrinsic component of endoplasmic reticulum membrane. Bases 1 to 492 code for a protein of 163 amino acids. NCBI's taxonomy places the organism in Eukaryota, Fungi, Ascomycota, Schizosaccharomycetes, Schizosaccharomycetales, Schizosaccharomycetaceae. Gene Ontology annotation, biological process: dolichol-linked oligosaccharide biosynthetic process.